CUGUGUAGCCCCGCCCCCUGACGACCCCGCCUUGCAUGUUUUUUUUGUCAGAGCUGAGUGUAGCAGACGGCUAGCUCAGCCGUUUAAAUGCAGCAGGGCUAGCCAACCACACAUCCACGGCAUUUUUAAGAAGAUGCACAGUGUUUUAACUUUUUAACCAUUUUCCCUCCAGCGCGUUUAAGCCUGAGGAUACUGUUAUGGUUUCGGAGAAUGGAAACGGACGACGUGUCGGUUAGAGAGCAACUUUUCCACAAUCGUGUCCGGGAGACCAUAAUCUGUGUACUCCUGUUUACAUGCCUUUACAUGGUAUCCUACCUCAUACUUACCCACUUCAAGAAGACUGCAGAGUUUGUCACAGAUGAUAUUGAAGAUGCCACUGUCAACAAAAUUGCGCUGUGGUUGUGUACGUUCACCCUGUCUGUUGCAGUGUGUGCUGUGCUCCUUCUCCCCAUCUCCAUUCUGUCCAAUGAGGUGCUGCUCACCUUCCCACAGAGCUACUACAUGCAGUGGCUCAAUGGAUCUCUUAUUCACGGCUUGUGGAACCUAGUUUUCCUUUUCUCCAAUUUGUCCCUGGUCUUCCUCAUGCCCUUUGCCUACUUCUUCACGGAGUCUGAGGGAUUUGCAGGGUCCAAAAAGGGGGUUAUGGCACGAGUGUAUGAAGCAGUUGUGCUGCUGUUGCUGUUGGCUCUGCUUGUGCUGGGCAUUGUGUGGGUGGCAUCAGCCCUCCUCCACGACAACAUAGCCAGGAAGAGCCUCUACGACCUGUGGGAGUAUUACCUUCCCUACCUGUACUCUGGCAUCUCUCUGUUUGGAGUGUUGCUGCUUUUGUUGUGCACUCCCUUUGGGUUGUCCCGGAUGUUCAGUGUAACAGGCAGCCUAUUGGUCAAACCACGGCUGUUGGAAGAUGUAGAAGAUACUUUGAGCUGCACCACAUUUGAGGAAGACUCACUCUCCAGAAAACUGAACUGUGGCAGUACGUCAUGCUGGGUCAAGCUGAACAUGGAGGCGAUAAAAAGAGAGUACCAAACAGUCCGGAGCAAGCGCAUCGCCCUAGAAAUGCGUAGGAAAGCAUCCCCAUGGCAGCGAAACUUGGGAUAUCCACUGGCCAUGCUUGUGCUCCUGGCACUAACGGUGAUGUGUGUACUCAUGGUCUGUUUCAAUGUGUUGGAGUUGCUCCUGGAUGAAACGGCUAUGCCCAGAGGAAUGGAGGACCCUCAUCUGGGGAUGGCCUCCUUCUCCAUGUUUGGCUCACUGGGUGCUGCAGUUCAAGUAGUCCUUAUCCUCUAUCUGAUGGUGUCCUCAGUGGUGGGCUUCUAUAGUUCUCCUUUCUUCACUGGCCUCCUGCCUCGUGCACAGGACACCAACCUCACACAGAUAAUUGCAAACUGCGUUUCACUGCUUAUCCUGAGCUCAGCACUGCCAGUCUUUUCACGCACACUUGGGAUCACCCGCUUUGAUCUACUGGGAGACUUUGGUCGGUAUAACUGGCUUGGGAACUUCUACGUUGUCUUCCUGUACAAUAUGCUGUUUGCUGGUCUCACCUCUGCCUCCCUGAUCAAGACAGUCACCUGGGCGGUACAGAGAGAGCUCAUCCGUGCCUUUGGUCUCCACAGACUGCCUUUAACUGUGUCACGCUCCACCGUCCCCUUCAGACUCCUCCUGGCCAGUGGACUGUCUAAAAUCCAGUGACACCCCCGCCUUUCCUAACCUUUAGAAACUGAGCCACUUCAAAUGUGCACCUAUUGGAUUAAAGGCAUUUGCAAUUCAGUCCCUUUGCCAGUCAGUACACAGAUCUGGUCGUCCCGUGUGAAGAGACUGGAGAAGGUGACUGUUGUCCAGUGGGAGCUCUGCUUGAAGCUGUGUUUUAAUGACCAACAUAUCAGGGUCCAAUUUUGUGCAGUUAUUUGUCUGCAAGGAGAAGUAUUGGUACAAGCAGUCAGCUGAGUCAUGGUUACGACUGGAACAAAAGCAAAAGGGAUUUAAGCCAUAUUGGCAGCCCUGCCAUAGUGGACAAUAACAGAGCAAUCCCCCCACAAAACCUGAUGCCCAAUCAAAAGAGGAUCCAGUGGAUAGCCGUUGCUCUUUUGACACAUGUGAAAGUCAGCAGAGUUAUUUUGAAAUAUUACAUUGUAACUGUGACAUAAUUUCCUCUUCCUGCUCCAGGUCGACUGAGUGCUCUCUCUUUCUCGUUGGCUUCCCCAUGCUUUCCUCUCUUAGGUUGUACCACUAUUUUAAGAUUGGGAAUCUUACUUCCAUGUGUUUGGUGGUCCAUUCUGCACCAGUGUUAUGUUAGUUAAUGAGAGGAAGUUGUUAUUGGGAGCAAAUAGGACACAGAGUACCUUGUCUAUCUAUGGAUCCACAGGUUACACAGGGAAUAUGAGACUAGGGUAAAAGUCUCAGUGUUGGAGCUCUUUUACAAACCCAGUUUACUAGUAAAAUGAAGAGCAUUUUCUGUGGUAAUUUACCAUUGAGCAGGGUUUUUACUUUUGUAGAUGACAGUAAGCUUACUGAGUCUGAGGAUUACUCAUUGAUUUACAAAAAUACACUAAAAAGAAAGCUUUACACUUUGUCUUAUGCAAGACUUUUGAAUGCCAAUGUGACACUAACUUUGAACUUCUGCCUUUGACCAAUCAAACUGUGAAUUAAGAAUUUGUGUGGGGAAGUGCAAUAUUUUCUAAGUAAAAGUACACUUUUUAACUUUACCAAAAGUAAUUUCUAAUUUUUCUGUAUACUUUCUAUUAAUUUUCUAUGAAGUAUUUUUUUCAUCUCAUUCCUCUUUGUUGGACUUUAGGUGAAUGCUUAGAGUAGUUUCUGAAAGUUUUCAUAAAGCAAAUGUGACUAUCAAUCCAUGCAAUCUUUUCCAAUGUCAAAAAGAAAUUCUAUUAUGUUUAUCAGCUGUAUCUCAUCAUCCUCAAUGUGUUGGUGACCCUGUGUCACCGUUUGCCUUUGCUGCUGUAUCAGCAGAUUAUUAGCUGUUGGUUUGACCGGCAGGGGACAGUGUCUCUCAAACCCAACACCAGCCUCUGUGUUGCGUGUGAGUCUCUCGGGUUAGUUAUUAUAUGUAUUAUGUAUGGAGCACUCUGAGGUUUACUCAUUUCACUUUUAUGUGGGAAUUUUCUUUUGGUUUUUGGGAACACAAAGUUUAUAAUGUACUGUUUAUCAUUAUUUAUUGGGAGUUUGGGAUCUAUACUUCACAUGUUGACUCUUAGGAUGUUUAACAGUUGUUUAAAAAUGUUGAAUGUGAUACAGUUGAGACAAAAAACAUCUUGAGAGUUGCUCUCAAAGAUGAAAAAUAGUGCGUUUAUUGUUUACUUUUGAAAUGCUGCUCUGAUGUUCCAGAUUUUCUGAACUGAAUUUUAACCAUCAUUGUUUUAUGAGCAGAAAGCAAUAAAGUAGUUUGUGUCCUUUUGGAUGCUCAUCAAGGUGA
Siniperca chuatsi (mandarin fish) is the source of this 3427-nucleotide messenger RNA. RefSeq names its product limb development membrane protein 1-like (gene lmbr1l). Gene Ontology annotation, molecular function: transmembrane signaling receptor activity. NCBI's taxonomy places the organism in Eukaryota, Metazoa, Chordata, Actinopteri, Centrarchiformes, Sinipercidae. Gene Ontology annotation, biological process: signal transduction; receptor-mediated endocytosis. The record is from RefSeq and is a predicted model, not a curated record. Bases 211 to 1689 code for a protein of 492 amino acids. The transcript is spliced from 17 exons.